Molecule: messenger RNA, 355 nt
Organism: Oppiella nova
Lineage: Eukaryota; Metazoa; Arthropoda; Arachnida; Sarcoptiformes; Oppiidae
Source: the annotation of a GenBank genome assembly
GAAGCAUUUGAUUUGAAAAGAAUUCCUAAGAAUAUAAGAGUAAAGAACAUAAAUAUAAGCAAAUGUUGUAUAAAAUACUAUUUUCGACGGUAUUUUUGCUUUCAUGCCUUAUAUCUCAUCUCAUAGCCCAGGCCUAACACAAGCGGAUUGGGAGCACUGCAGGGGAAGACAUCCGUUAUGUCCAUCCGAUUGCCUCGACAUCCAGGAUCCGGUUUGCGCUGCAAAAAAAUCUCUGAACGAUCGCCACUGUUCUGCUUCGGGAGGAACAGACAGGGGCGAGCGUUGGAAAGGUGUCCGAAGACAUGCCUGGAAUUCCCAAAACCCGUUUGCGGAACCGAUGGACAAAUCUAUUUGA